CACCGGAAACUGUCUCUGCAGUGCCAGCAGAAAAUGAAAACGAGGCAGGCUCGACAUCUCUUUUAUUGAGUUUAUUUCUCGGAUACAUUGUCCUGCCCGUUUGUGUUUUGAAUGACACAGUCGUGCGGGGACACCCGGUGGCAUGACUGGACUCCAGAGGACGCGGUUUGAUGAAGUAGUGCGCCGCCUGGGCUGGAAACAUCGCUCCGACCGAAAGUAGAGUUGUGUGGGUGAAGGCAGAGCGUUGCUGACCCCUUCAAUGACCAACCUUCAGUGCUGGCGAUAAAAGCUUCGCUGGCGACACCGCGACCAUGGAAGGCCACCAUGAGUACUCUUAAUUAAGUUGCUGCCCGUAUCUUAGCCCGUAGGAUAACGGUUUCAGUAUGGCCGACCGGCGGUGCUCCAUGCGCCUUUUAGUCGCCUGAUAUUAACCCGACAGGCCUGCUUUUUCCAUCUGGAAGUUUCUUGGCAGGGGAAAGCAGGCCAGCUAGCAUCGCUAGCGUUUGCCUUUUCCGUGCUGCGUCCCUGGGCUUUAACGGUGCAGAUGUGCCCAUGACCACACCACUGACACCGCAGUCCGACAAUUCGAGGACUUUUUAAUUCCAAGAAGUAUUUUUUAUGGGAUUCAUAUCGGCGAAUGACAGACGGGCCUAAGCCAAGAUGGUGAACUGGAGGCGGCUGCUGCGAAUGUCCAACCGCUCGUUCCUGGCCUUCAUAUUCUUCUUCUCCAUGUCCACCACUUGUCUCUACUUCAUUUACGUGGCUCCCGGAAUAGCCAACACGUACUUCUUCAUGGUGCAGGCUCAGGGCAUCAUGUUGAGGGACAAUGUGAGGACCAUCGGCCAUAUGAUCCGAUUGUACACCAACAAGAACAGUACGCUCAAUGGGACGGACUAUCCUGACGGCAGUAACUCGAGUGAAUACCUGGUGCAGCCAACGACGUACCUCCCUGAGAACUUCACCUACGCCCAGAACCUCCCCUGCCCACAGCGAUUACCUUCUAUGAAGGGCCUUAUGGAAGUGAACAUGACUGAGAUCCCUAUGGAGGAGAUAGAACUCCAGUUCUCCAAGUUCUUCGACAUGGAGUUUGGAGGCCAUUGGAAACCAAAGGACUGCAGACCUCGCUGGAAGGUGGCCAUCCUGAUCCCAUUUAGAAACCGGCAUGAACAUCUCCCCAUCCUCUUCCAACACCUCAUCCCCAUGCUGCAGAGACAGCGGCUACAGUUUGCCUUCUACGUCAUCGAACAGAGCGGGAGCCAGCCCUUCAACAGAGCCAUGCUAUUCAACGUGGGCUUCCUGGAGGCCAUGAAGGACUUGGACUGGGACUGCCUGAUCUUCCACGAUGUUGACCACAUUCCCGAGAACGACCGAAACUACUACGGCUGUGGUCAGAUGCCACGUCACUUUGCUGCCAAGCUGGACAAAUACAUGUACAUUCUUCCAUACAGCGAGUUCUUUGGCGGCGUGAGUGGACUCACCGUGGAGCAGUUCCGCAAGAUUAAUGGCUUUCCCAAUGCAUUCUGGGGCUGGGGAGGAGAGGAUGACGACUUGUGGAACAGGGUUCACUAUGCUGGUCUGAAUGUCACGCGACCGGACGGAGAGAUCGGCAAGUACAAGUCCAUUCCGCACCACCACAGAGGGGAGGUGCAGUUCCUCGGGCGGUAUAAACUGCUGAGGUAUUCCAAAGAGCGCCAACACCUGGACGGCCUCAACAACCUCCACUACAGCCCCCACAUCUCCCUCAGCAGCCUCUACAAGAACGUCACGGUGGACCUGUCCCCCGAGCUCGCCCCCAUCAUAGACUACUGAACUGCCCCAAGCCCCUCCUCCACACCCUCAGGCCACCCAGCUCCCCUCCAGCCUGGCCUCCCAGCGUUCAGCCAAUCAGAGGAGAGGGGAGGGGCCACAGGCCGGGAGGGGGGGGGGGGGGGGGGAACGAGGCGCACCAUGUAAUGCUGCCAAGAAAUUUUAGCCAGGAAAAAAGAAAAGAGAAUCCAAACCGAAAAAAUGAAAGAGGCAGUGGCAAGUCUCUCAAAGCGUGUGCGUGUGUUUGUGCGUGCGCGUAUGUGAGUGUGUGUGUGUGUGUGUGUGCGCGCGCGCGUGCGUUGCAUGUCUUUUUGUCUGUGCCGGCUUAACUGCUACAGGUUGACAUAAGUGUGUGUAGGUUGGAGGGCGCAGCAGCAUCUCCGCUCUGAUGUUUACUGCAAAGCCUUAAAGAACCACAGCUGUCUCGGCUCGCACUGCUUCACUUCUCAUGUAUCACUGUCACCUUACAAGCCAACAGACAAGCUUUUUCUACUAUCAUUUGUUUUCUACAUAUCAUUAUGUUGGGCCACAGUAUUCCUUUGAAAGAGGAAUCUGAGUGAGGGUGACAUUGUUUGUGAUGUAAAAAAAAAAAACCAACUUAUUUUGAUACGUGGUAUUUAUUUCCUCUGAUGCAGGAUGUUGGAAAAGCACUCCUGUCUGUGUUCGCUGUUUGUUUUGCUGCACUGCUGCUGAAUCCGCAUGAACAUGUAUGUAAAUAUCAGCCUCUUAAAGCUCGAACACAGAACACAAAUAUUUGUAAAUAUGGGCCUUUAAAUGCUCGGGUAUAUUACAGUGAUAUUCCAGUGGGUUUGAAUUUUAUUUUGGCAGCUACCUUGGUUCUAAGGAUUUAUUACGAGUGAGUGGUUUCUUCCUGACAGGAAGAUCUUCUAAUGAUAAAGUAUGUUUGGCUUAAAAAAAA
Etheostoma spectabile (orangethroat darter) is the source of this 2725-nucleotide messenger RNA. RefSeq names its product UDP-Gal:betaGlcNAc beta 1,4- galactosyltransferase, polypeptide 6 (gene b4galt6). Gene Ontology annotation, molecular function: UDP-galactose:glucosylceramide beta-1,4-galactosyltransferase activity. The transcript has 9 exons. Gene Ontology annotation, cellular component: Golgi apparatus. Gene Ontology annotation, biological process: glycosphingolipid biosynthetic process; carbohydrate metabolic process. Lineage: Eukaryota; Metazoa; Chordata; Actinopteri; Perciformes; Percidae. The record is from RefSeq and is a predicted model, not a curated record. The coding region runs from base 661 to 1809 and encodes 382 amino acids.